ACGUUCUGUUUACGUGACAACCCUUACUUGUUGGCUGUGUCAGGUGGUGGCGGGUUUAACGACACAUUUAGAUAUUUAUGCGACCUAACCAAAAAACCCCUCUUAUAGAUUAUAUUAUGAGUUCCAUAAUUAUCGACAAUGCAUAACAAACAGCCGAUUCCAACAUUCUGUGCGGUUAUUUUUCACGUUUAACCCAUCGUACUUUUUCACGUUGCGCAUGCAAAGAUAUCUGGCACGUUAAUUGUAUUCAGCAUCGCUGUUAAAUUAUACAACGUGAGAGUUCACACUUGUAUCAUUAAUUCCCAUGUGAUUGUCACUGCCAUUGAAAAUGUGAUGCUCCUGCCACAUUACAAUUGUUUGACUCUACGCAUGCUUGGUGUUGAAUGUCACUUUAACAAAAAAAUAUUUUUAAUAUGCACAAUAUAGAUUUCUUUGUCGACAUUUUUUUAAAAUUCUCUUCAUGUCACGACUGAAUUUGCAACUUAUAACCGUGUCGACUUGGUUUUACAGAAAUAUUUGUACCUAAAUGACUGAUUAUAUUUAUGUUUUAAUCUGAUGAACAGAGGACGUUUUAAUUCGCCACGUAAUACGCUGUUAAAUUUAAAUGUGUAAUUUAAAUGAUGUGCUCGUAGGCAGUGUGGCACUUAGAAUGUGAGAGUUUCUACAGGGUCAUCAAAUAUUGUGAUUACUUGGUAAUUUUCUACAGGCUGUCAGUAAAAACCAGACAUUACUUUCUGUCGGUAAAAAGCCAGAAAUUGAAUUCAUUAAUGCCAAAAAACUCAGCACAAUAGAUGAUGUAGUUACAUUGCAAAUCGUUAGUACUUAGGAUAUGCAUUUAUUGAUGGGACGUUUAUAGUUCAACAAAAUUAAAUAGAUAGGAGACAGCGUUCAUUAAAUAUGAUUUUAUUUUUGCACUGACUUAAGGUUCUUCCAGGCAGCACAGCUGCAAGGACACGUCUCAGUUCUUGUUCCAGUGAUGGUAGAAAGUCAUGUGACAUUCACGCAGUUGACCGUACUUCACCACGCUGAUCCGUGUGGGUUGGUGAAUGUUGCAGCGAGAUGCGGGACAUGGCUACUUUCACUCGCCGCUGAUGUUAGCCGUGGCCGUGAAUUGAACUCGGGCCACCGGGUUCAUAGUGUAGCGCCAAAACCACUGCACCGCCACUCCAUCCCAAUUGACACUUAUACCAAACGAUUAUCAUAUAUAAACCUUAUUGCAUAUGGCAACAACAUUUAGACAUGGGUGAACACGUUUUAAGUUAUUCUCACUGGUUGAGUAGUACACAAUGUGGAAUUGUUCAAACACGGAAGUUUUGAACAUCAAGAGGGGCUCGUUAGCAGCUUAGAGUGUGUGCCACUGUAUGCCACUACGUGCGUGGAGAUGCGUAGCUGCCGGUAAAUAAAUACUACAGACAUUGAUUGGACAGCCCUUUCCACCGAUUAGAAAUACUUUUGUCCAGAGCAAACAAAUGCAUGCUGGAAUAUAGACUCUCUAGACAAAUACAUUGUAAUGUGUCAUUUUAGUUUUGGGUUGAUGGCCAGUUUGUGUAUUUGUUAUUGCGUGUUAGCCAAACUUUUGGAAUCGCAAUCACUCAAAUGCGUAUUUAUACGGCAUCUAAAUGCGACGGCAUCCCAAAGAGGCUGUACAGAAUCGGUGGGCGUGUUCAUUUCACGGAGAAUUAGGCCUUCCCGACAUCAUCAUCGUUGUCCAUCUCAUUCGAUGAUGGUCUGCUCCAUCUUUGCUGGUCAGCGUGUCGGGGUGCUCCCCCUUUCAUGGCCGAGCGGCCCAGUCCUCCCAACGGCCAGAUCCUCCCACAAGUCAGACACUUGUGCCUCACCGUAGGGGACUUCUCAGUCGCUGCUGGCUGGAGUCGCCAGUCGGUCGUAGGCAGAGGAGAAAAAGAGUCGAGCCUGGAGUUGAUCCACAGGCGUUGGGUUUGAUUACUUGUCGUGGCAGCUGACGCUUCGGUGCAUCUAUUGCAACGGCUAGCAAAUGUUAAGAUAUGCCUGGCUUGAAAUGAAGUGAAGUGUUAUAUCCAUAGCUCCUCACACUCGUGUAGGAGCAGAGAUGCAACGUGUACAAUUUACAUGAGGGUAUUGACCAUUAUUUUCCUAAACCGCACAGUGUUAAAUUUGGUGACCCUGUCAAAGUUCUUACUAUCGUUUUUUUUUUCUUCUAGGCAACAUUUUCAAUUAAAGCAUUGACUCAAGCGAGUCCCAUUUUUAACAUGGCACCCCGACACAUUUCACGGUAGUACCGCGCUUAUUGUUCGUCGGCAACGACACCUCCCGAUGUUUUGCCGCCCACUGAAUUCGUAUUCCCGUAGGAAGCUUCCCAGUGAAGCGCGGCGAAACAUCGGGCGCGUGGCAACGACCCCGAAAACGCGUCGGGAGGGCCGUGCAGCACAACCGCCGGAAAACCUUCACGGCGGCGUUGCAUUUUUAGGGAGCUACGCUUGACUGGUGACGAUGGACGUAGGGACGAGCGUGUGAAACGACUCGUCCGGACGUCCUUCCCCUUUCCAAUCGGUUUUCCGCUGCUUGCUUGAGAAGCUGAUGAUGCUGGCGGUGGCCAAGCAAGCUGUAAUGAAACCGUUUUUCUGUAUCAUACGAGCCAAAUUUCCUGCGUAAUCCCUCGUGACCCAUGUGUGUGUGUGUUGCCGUUGCAGGAGAGGGGUUUUACACGUGGCUCGAAGGUCUGUGUCUGGAGAAGAGGGUGUUCUACCGUCUCAUCUCGGGUCUCCAUUCAAGUAUCAACAUUCACUUGUCUGCCCAGUACCUCGUGGAAGACGGCUACAGCAAGGCCCACUGGGCGCCCAACGCCAAUGAGUUCCGCAAGCGCUUCGACCCGUCGACGACAAGGGGCCAGGGCACGCGCUGGCUACGCAACCUCUACUUCCUCUACCUCAUCGAGCUGCGCGCCAUCUCCAAGGUGGCGCCCUUCUUCCUGCGGCCCAGCAGCAACCUGUACACGGGCAACGCCAAAGAGGACCACCAGACCAAGGAGCUGCUGCUGCAGAUCCUGCAGCUCGCCAAGGAGUUCCCGAUGCAUUUUGACGAGACCGCGAUGUUUUCCGGUAACGAGAAGGAGGCGCAAUUACUCAAGGAGGAGUUCCGGUUGCACUUCAAGAACAUCUCGCGGAUCAUGGACUGCGUCGGCUGCGACAAGUGUCGCUUAUGGGGAAAGCUGCAGACGCAAGGGUUGGGCACGGCGCUGAAGAUCCUGUUCUCGGAGAGGGAGAUACGGAAGCUGCCGAAGCAGGGGCCCUACCCUCCCUUCCAGCUGACUCGGCAAGAGAUCGUCGCUCUCAUCAACGCGUUUGGGCGAGUGUCUACCAGCAUCAAGGAGUUGCAGAACUUCAAGGAAAUCUUGAAGGAUUCCAUGUGAACUCCGCCUCCACCACAGUUGUGAUUUUCAGGACUACUCACCGCACUAUUUAUUCUGGUCAGAAACUGAGAAUAUUCUUGCCCCUCGCCCUCGUAAUUUUAAAACAAAAUACGAGCACCAUUCGGCAGGGAUUGUGAUAUUUCCAUUAAAAGGGGGAUGGACCGGUGAGGCAUGUCUGAUUAAAAAAACACAAAAGGAAGAAAUAAUAAAUGAUUGAUACAGGUGUACAAAGUUACUUUCCUAAGAUGUUUAACCCCCUUGAUGCGGUGUUGUGCAGGGGUUAUAGUUUACAUUGUGCUUACUGUGCUUGUUAUAUGUGACUGGGAGCAAUGAGAAAGGGAAAAAAAAUGCAAAACAAUAAUUGUAAAUUUAAGUUUCUACUAUAUAUACUGUAAUUGAAUGGCCUUAUGAAUAUUAAUGCUUCAGUAGCAUUCUGUCUCGGAGCGACGAUGUCUUGGGACAUUUUUUUGACGAAUGAAAAUGAAGUGAAAAUGUAUUCUCCAAAAUAUCGCAAAAUGUUUGAACAUUGAUGGUUGUUUGAGAGCGGUUUCUUUUCUGGUUGUCACGCCGCGUGCCCUUGCCAUGCAUUGUCACUUGUGUUUGCCACCUUUGAGACCUUUUUGGCAUGCCCGGCAGUUCUGUGUUGUACAAAUUACCCAUGUAAAAUCGUAAAAAUUGCACUCCACGUCGCGACCUAAUAGAAUAUUCUUAUUGUCAAAAACGUAGGAAGGCGUUCACGGUUAACUAUUAAGGACCAAACCCAAUUACAUAAAACAUCUUAUUGGAUUACUUAUCCCCCAAGAUGCAAUGUUUUUGCCACUGGGAACUGAAAACAUGGACACAUUUUUCACGGUGAUCUCGUGGCGUCUCGUUUGAUGCGCAACAUUUUGUGGGUACCAUUUAUUAUGCUGGGGAGGUGGUGGAGAAAUGCCAAAUUGUGAAUCGAUGGCUCAAAUAUUCCAUAAUCCUUAUCGCGUAAUUCCUGUUCUGUCACUUUGAUUUAAAUUCAGCAGUUUGGCCAAUUGAUGGACAAAUUGAACGCGAGUGUACGUACAGGCCGUUUGUCGAUGCACCGCAGGUGAGAGCCUCCUUACACCAUGCAGCCUGUGGCGGCGGUGGGGGGGGGGUAUUUGAACUUCACCACCCUGGUCUGCGCAAGUCGGUGAAGACGGGGAGCAUAUCUGUCAAAAAAAAUAGUCCUCAAUGACCAAGACGAAAAUGUUAUGUAUUUAGAAUUAGAUACAUUUCAUUAAAUCAGGAGAUUGAGCUACACAUGACAUUCCAUCCGAUCACAGAUCAGGAAAUCCACUGAAAACAAUGGAUAGAUUGCCCCACACCGGCAUUGGGCAGCUCCCAGUCAACCUGGAACAUUGGGCCAACAUUGGUGGAACGCUUCCAACCACAUGUUCAACGUUGGCCCAACGUUGCGUGUUUAACUGGGUGAAGGAAAAACUAUUCUGUUUUGGAAAAUGGAAAUGUUAUUUGACAUCAUCAUCAGCCCAGCAGCUGCUGAAUGAAGGCCUUUCCAAGCGGUCACCAUCCCACAGUUACACUUUUGAUUCGUACUAAAUUGACGUUAACCCUGUGAGUGUCCAACCACUGCUGACAAACGAAGGCUUUUGAAAAAUAAAAUCGGGCAUUUGAUAACCAUGUCAUCAUAAAAUUGGAUAUUUCGGGCCGGUCAGACACAGAAUCUGGUGUAUAGGUUUGACACCUGCGUAGGCUUUCGCAGUUGUGCCGUGUGGCCCUGCGAUGUGUUUUUGGGUCUGCUGCCCUGAUGUACAACUUAUCUCUCCGCAUGCGGGGGGGAGCGAAAUGGCGGACGUCGUGGCGAAUAACACGCAGGCUUCACUUCAUUUAACACUUUGUUUUGGCCGCGACACAUUUUGGCAAUACAAAUCGCAGUGCGUGAUGCUUGUGGAAUGCACGGCACACACGACAUCGAGUUGAUGGGUCAGCGGUGGAGAAAACUGGUAGUAAUUAGGGGUGUGAGCAUGAAUGCGUUGACUUGUCUGACAUUGCUUCCCACAACAUACGGAGUCGUAGUAUGGGCAUGUUGUAGUCCGCCGCCUCGCGUGAUUCUUUCGCUAAAUCUCGGUUUCGUCUGCACGUGGAAAUUGCUGAGGCUUUUGGAACCAUGUACCGGCUGUCACGUAAUUAUUAAGAUUGAGGCCAUGUGCAUGUUGUGAACCCGACCGUGUGUGCCGUCCAUACCUGAACAGGUAUGUUUUGCAUCCGUUGAUAUUCAUGUUUGUGUUUUAAACGAUACAAGCAGCAGAAGAAAAAUCAAGGCCAACCCGUUAAUUUUUUUUUUUAUAUAUAUAAUAAGCUUUCGAUGGAAAUUUUCUGAAUAAAUGUUAGUGCAGAUGAUAGAUUUGUAAUUAACAAACAGAAAUUGACAGUUUCGGAACAUUUGCCCAAUUUUAAAACGCUUCAUGUAAUCCUAAAGUACGCCCAUCAUCAGUGUGUUAAGGAAUAUUAUUUGCGUUUAUUUAGUGCUUAAAAUACAUCGUUCAAAAGCGCUUUGAUAUUAGAGGUUGUUUGAUUAAAGAUGUAAAGCUAUAUGUUAUAAAUAAACAUACUUUGAAUAACCAAAGCAUGUGGAAUUAUAACAUUACUUUUAAUCUUUGAAUAACCAAGGUAUGUGAUAACUACAAUAUAGCAUAAAUUUAUACCACCCAUAUGCUCAUUAACUUUAAUUUGUCAUUCCUGCAAGACAUUUGGAAUGUUGACAUUGCAACUUGCGACAUUGGUUCCGUACGGUCGUUGGAUUUCGGUGAAAGCAUCCGAGACUGAAUGAGCCUACAAUGGAGAAACGUCCCACACACCAACCUGAAUGGGCUGCCUUGUUACCAUUUCACAGUCUUGGACACAUGCAAAUGACGCGCCACCAUCGAUACUGUAAAUGCCUAAUACUGCACACCUUCCGUUUUGGAACCUUUGGUUAAUACAUUGUUCACAUCCUCACUGUUUUAGCUUUGUGGUAAUUAAUGUCAAAAAGUGAUUGGGAAAAAAAGUAGAUUGUUUAAACCUAAAUAUGAAAAUGUAAAAAAAUAUAUGCAUCGUGGGUGAAUGCAAUAGCAUGUUUGUACUUUAUUUCAUUGAUGUUUUGUAAUUUUGAGGGGUUUUUUUUUCUCUCAUGUACGUAAAGCCAAAGGUGGACAGAAAAUUAUAAAUAGCAGGGCAUGACAAUAUUCUUCCAAAUCUACGAUCCAGUCCUGGUGAGGGGCAUUGGAGUGCUCUCCACGAGUCUCAACGACCAACGGGAAGAGAAGACCUAAGAGCAGAAGACGGGAUAAUGUCAAGGCAGACCUUUGGGAGGUCACCACGCAGCAGCUACGGGAACUGGCGGAGGGUACAAAGCACUGGCAAUGAGCUGUGGUGGUGGUGGUGGUGGCAUCUUGAUCCGUCUCAAAAUUUGUUUUGUUAAUACGAACCUUCACCCGGCAUGGUGCAAGUUAGGACUCGUUUGAUGUGAGCUCCUUACAAAUCCUGAUCCGAUUUUAUUGGCAUGUGUUACUCUUAAGAAAUGCAGUAUGCGGAAACAAUUUUGGCUAAGUGUAACCUUUGAAAUUGUUUAUUUCAAUGAAGGAAUUCUAAAAGGUAUUGGCAACCUAAUGCUAGGUUUAUUUCGGAGCGCUGUCUGAAUCGUAGGAGUUUAUACGGCACGAUUAAUAGCUGCAACAUUUAAAAAAAUUACAUAAGGAGCGUGCACAUUUUUUUAUUUGAUAUUUUUUACCUUGGAUGCAAAUACUUGGUUUUGACAAACUCUACCCCCCAAAAAACCCUUAUUUUGUAGCCAUCAUUGGUUUAUAUUUUAUAACGGUAGUUGCUUAGUCUACGCUUGUGGUGACGAAAAUUACGAAUCGAUGCAUAAUUGGUUAUUUACAGCAAAAAAAAAUUCCCCAAAAGAAUGUUUAAAAAAAUGUAUUCACUAACAGCGCAUCACAGCAGUCUCGCAAGAUUACAUUGGGCAAAUUAUUCUGAAGUUUGUUUCAGUAGGCCUUAUCUACAACAAGGGCACACCACCUAUUCCUUUGCAACGAGUGUGCAUCUCGUGUCAAACCGAUAUGUUCAUUCCGAAGCGAUGGAUGAAGCUCAAUUUAAUUAAGCAAAAAAAUGCAGACUAUGGUUGUUAUUGUGCAGUCAUUGGGAAACUCGGAUGAGACCACGAAUCUGCUGCACUUGAAUUUUAUUAACCAUGGGUGGCUGAAACUAGGAUUACAACCUAGGAUCUCAGUGGUGUCAGACCCAGUGCCCUGAAUCACCCCCCCCCACCUCAUGAGCAAUCUGGCCACUUCAUGGUGUAGCGAAACUUGGAUUCGUGCAAAUUCACGGUUCCGCAUCGUCAUACAUUCUCUUAUCUUGAGAGUAAAAGACAUGAGCAGCAACUUGUUAGAUGGCUGUUGUUGCGUCACUACACUAUAGUGUAAUAAUACUCUAAGAACAUGUCUGAAGGGAAUCGUAAAUGCAUGCAGAUUUGUAAUUGAUGCGCGACUUAUACCUUGAUUUGAGCAACAAUUUGUAUUUUUCUCUCCACCAUCGGUUUCUUUAUUAUUUCAGUCAUUUGGGUUAUAUACUUUGUACAGAAAUGAUAUCAAAAUGUUUUAAUUGAUGUUCUUCAAUGUGUGAAUUCCUUAAUAAUUCCAAGAACGAGUUGCUCCAUUUCAUUUUGCUUGAGUUUGCUUUCUGUCUCCGCUGUUCGCUUUUUUCCCCCCCAAGCUACCACUGAAAACGUGUCGCACCGUGGUGGUAGGGGGACUGCCUUUGCGUCUUUAACCACGUGACCUGUAUCGUGCAUCUUCUUCGCACACGUGGAGCACGUGAUCUUAUUUUUUCUCUCUCACCACCUGUGUUUUUGGAACGGGUUGCAUACCGAUUUGCCCAGGUUCAGUCCUCGACUCGUGUUCGUAACUUGAUUCGUUAUCACGCUCGACCUUUAAUCCAACAGAGCUCGUCGGUUCACGCUACCGACGAGGCAGCGGAAGCAACGGUGUGAUUCAUUUUUCUUUAAAUCGCCACCACCGUUGUCCACCGAGCCAUUAUAAAUGGGUCCACGGAACUUGGUUCCGAUCGGCAGGGUCGCCUGUGGUGGGGUAGAGUGUGGGUACUACUCCCCACCACUUUCAAGCCGUCUGGCUAGCAUGGGAGGCUUGGCAAAAUAUUCUCGAGAAGGGCUCUAGAGGCACCGGUAGUGUGGUGUUGACCGAGCACUUACAGGGCUGUACCUUGACCUUCAUUGUUUACUUUAGCUAUUGAAACGAGUUUGUGGUUGUGGCAAGCCACGUGUAAUGCGACUGCUUUGCAUGUAAACCAUGCAAAAGUAGCACGGGUGUAACACCGGCCAUUUACUCAACAAGUGGCCCGGCUCAACGGUUUGCAACAGCUGUGCAAAUAUAAAAAAAAUCGUGCAGUGAAUAGAAUUAUUGCAAAGGCUUGUCAACUGUCCCGGAUUUCCCAGGAUCGUCCACUUGUCGAGCUGGCUGCUAUCCUGGGAAAGUGGGACAUUCAUAGUUCUGAUGUUGAGUCCUGUAACGAUAAUGCACCACUCAAGACGAUGCAUUUGCAUGUAGGAGUGCUCCCCUCUUCCGGUAUUUUGAGAUCAAAUCAAAUCACAAGUGCAUUUGGCAUUUGCGCCGUUAGUAUAGCGCAAGGCUAUCGCGGAUGCACAGUGUUGCAUAGAUUGGUAGAGUCUGCAGUAGUUCCAUAUAGUGGGAUACGAUAGAGUAAUGUAGCCAUGUAAUAGUUGCUCUCUCGAGAUAUAUUCUGCUUCCUGCCAUGGUUUGCCCUGGUUCUUGUACCUCUAAAGGUGGCAAUCUUGCUCAUGGGUGCAACCCAGAUCUAUUUCGGUGAGACUGGAGUCACGGAUAAGUUAAUUCCCACUAACAUCGCUUGGUGUCUCGGGCGUCAGUUGGUUUCAAUUAAACUCAAAUGUGGUGUUCUUUAACAUUUCAUCCCCAGGAUUUGCUGCCUCUUAAGUUGUUGAUAUUUACUAUUCUUGUUUGCAGCAGCAGCCUCUUGUGCUUGAAUAUUGUAUUUUAUGUGAGCAGGAUUAUUGUUGAUUAAAUACAUUUUCCUCAAACCA
Messenger RNA from Petromyzon marinus (sea lamprey), 9473 nucleotides. Lineage: Eukaryota; Metazoa; Chordata; Hyperoartia; Petromyzontiformes; Petromyzontidae. The record is from RefSeq and is a predicted model, not a curated record.